AUCUAAAAACAGACAUGCUCUACAACUGUUGCGUUCUUGCCUCCUCCACUGGUUUCUUUGGCUUUUUUGGUUUUUGUUUUUGCUGGUUCGUUGGUUGGUCUGUCCGUUGAGUUUUCCCCAUAUAUGUGUGUAGAGCGCCAUUGCUUUAAUUUGGCGUGCUUUGCUAAAAAGAAACAAAUCGGGGAAGAGAAAGAAGAGUGUGGGGAAGGGGAUUGUGCCAAGGGGUUGCGAGGGUUCUUUCUCUGCUUUCUCUUUCUUCUUUAAUUUUUGGGAGAGAGAUAUAAUUGUUUUGGAGCAGAACUAGAGUGACGGUGUUUGGUUAGGAGGAAACUCGGAGAAAGAAAGCUUCGUUUGGAGAUUCUUGUUUGGGUGCGUUCUAUUAGAAGGGGACGAGUUGGACAAGUUGGGUUGAGGUUAUCAAUAUUAAGCGGUGUUAUAGAAUGUUCUAAUUCGGGAGGAAAAGCUGGAAAACACGUUUAAAACUGAGAUUUGAGACCUAAAUUCCUGAACCCCAUUUUCUUAUUAUUUUGUAACAAUAAAAAGAAAAUUGCAGAAAGAAUAAAAGACCUCUUGCUGCUCCGCCAUGUUUGUGCGAGAGAGAGAGAGAGAGAGAGAGGCUUUUUAAACUCUUUACAGGUUUCGUUCUUUAAGUUCUGUUAAAGGUGUGUGUACGGAUGGACAUGCAAGGGAAGGAAUCUAAUACCUAAAACGAAGAUUAAAAUUGGGUUCCUCGAAGAGCAAAUUACGAGGCGCUUCUUUCUAUAAGAAACUUGAGUCUUCGAGCAAAUGGGUUCGAAUCCGUCGGAAAUGCAGGAACCGAGCAUCGACACCGACAAGCUCAGCUACGAAAUCUUCUCCAUCCUGGAGAGCAAGUUCCUCUUCGGCUACGACGAUCAGAAGCUCUGGGUUCCCAAAUCGAUAGCCCCCCCGGCCACCGAGGCUCAGCCUCAAUCUCAAGCCCAAGUGCAAUCGGCCACCGUCGAUAAUAGCGUCUCGGCGAUCAAGAACCAGAGGGGUAAAAUCUGUAUUCUUAGCAUCGACGGCGCUGGCAUGCGAGGCAUUCUUUCCGGUAAAGCUUUGGCAUAUUUGGAAAACGCGCUCAAAGUGAAAUCCGGUAAUUCAGAAGCCAGAAUCGCCGAUUAUUUCGAUGUCGCCACCGGCUCCGGCGUCGGAGGUAUUUUCACCGCCAUGCUCUUUUCCUCGAAAGACCAGAGACGUCCAAUUUUCAAGGCUGACGACACGUGGAGGUUUCUGGCUGAACAAGGGAAGAGAUUUUACCGCUCUUCUGGUUCCGGUUCUAACGGCGCUGGUUUCUUCAGGCGACUAAUCAGAGGUGGGUCAUAUAGAUCGACCAGCGCAUCCGCGGUCGGUUUGGAGAAAGCGAUGAAAGAGGCUUUUUCGGAUAACAACAGGAACCUAACGCUCAAAGACACGUUAAAACCAGUGUUGAUCCCUUGCUACGACCUGUCCAGCACGGCACCGUUUCUGUUCUCCCGAGCCGACGCGCUCGAGACCGACAGCUUCGACUUCCGGCUAUGGGAGGUCUGCCGCGCCACUUCGGCGGAACCGAGCCUAUUCGAGCCGGUCCAAAUGCGGUCCAUCGACGGCCAAACCCGGUGCGUGGCAGUUGACGGCGGUUUAGCCAUGAGCAACCCAACGGCAGCGGCAAUCACGCACGUGUUGCAUAACAAACAAGAGUUCCCGUUCGUACGAGGGGUGGAGGACCUGUUGGUGCUCUCCAUAGGAACGGGUCAGCUUCUGGAGGUGAACCAUGACUGCGACCAGAUCAAGAAUUGGACGGCCAAAGAGUGGGCUCGACCUAUGGCUCGUAUCUUGGGGGACGGCUCGGCCGACUUAGUUGACCAGUCCGUGGCCAUGGCCUUCAGCCAGUGUAGAAGCAGUAAUUACGUCCGCAUUCAGACAAACGGGUCAAGCUUCGAUCGGUGUGGACCCAAUAUAGAUACAGAUUCAAGUCCCAGCAAUGUAAAGAUACUCAAUGGAUUAGCAGAGGAGAUGUUAAAACAGAAAAAUGUUGAGUCGGUGCUCUUUGGAGGCAAGAGGAUUGGAGAUCAGAGCAAUUUUGAGAAGCUCGACUGGUUUGCCGGAGAACUAGUUUUGGAGCAUCAAAUGAGGAGUUCCAGAAUAGCUCCCACUGUAGCUUUCAAACAAGCUUCCCCUAAACACACCUAGACAACUACCAAACAGUAUUACAAACCAAGAAGGUGAAAAAAGAAUGGAGAGAAAGAAGAAGAAAAACAAUAUAACAGCGGCCUCUACUUUUUGGAAGUGAUAUAAGAAGACAAGGUGAGGCCAGGGAAUCGAGUGAAAAGAACAAGUAGUGUUAAAGGUUGGAAGAUCUAAUGGGAUGAUACUUUGUCUGCUAAAGGACGGCAAUUGUGGUUUCCACUACACCUUUCUACAAUGUGUCAAUGGCAAGCUGCAACCAUGGAAAAAAGAAAAGAAAAGAAAAGAAAAAGUAGGUUAUAUAGUUCAAGCUUUCCUUAGGUCAAACUGGUAUGAGGUGUGAAUCUUUUUAUUCUUUCCAUUUCAAAUUGAGAUGCUAGGGUGGGAAAACUUUUCCAUAUUUCUUCCCAUGCCCUACUUUACCUUUCUUCCUUUUCUUUCUCUAUCUUGGAACUGCUUUUGUUUUCUCUGUUUCUUUUCAUACUGUUCUCAAGAAACUUGAGUGAGUGGUGGGCUACUUGUGAUGAAAGCCCAGAAACAUGGCCGAAAUUAUUCGACAGAUUCAUGUAUUUUUUUAAAAUUCUUUGUCUGUAUUGUUUUUCAUUUUCUUCAAUAUAGAUGGUGGGAGUGGACAAGAGAAUUGAGAUUGGGCAUCUGUAA
Molecule: messenger RNA, 2844 nt
Organism: Juglans regia (Persian walnut)
Lineage: Eukaryota; Viridiplantae; Streptophyta; Magnoliopsida; Fagales; Juglandaceae
Product: patatin-like protein 6
Exons: 3
Coding region: 787-2190 (467 amino acids)
Biological process (GO): lipid metabolic process
Source: RefSeq, a predicted model, not a curated record